Messenger RNA from Nematostella vectensis (starlet sea anemone), 1380 nucleotides. RefSeq names its product papilin. The transcript has 7 exons. Lineage: Eukaryota; Metazoa; Cnidaria; Anthozoa; Actiniaria; Edwardsiidae. The record is from RefSeq and is a predicted model, not a curated record. Bases 27 to 596 code for a protein of 189 amino acids.
AAGACGAACUACCCGGAGGUAGAGAGAUGGCGCUGUUUGUAAUUCUGCUUGGUACCUUGGGGAUUGCCAGCUCCGCACCAUACUUUGGGAAGUAUGGCACGGUGAGGGAGAUCCAAUCUCCGGACAUUAUGGGAGAUGUCCUGCCGAAAGCAUUCGAGGCGUGCAUGUAUUCCAAGACCGGGUGCUGCUCAGACGGGAAAACAAUAGCGCCUGGGCCUGGCAGGGGUGAGGGCUGCGAUGUUGCCCUCUGCACUGACAGUAAUGUUGGUUAUUGCUACGAUAAGAAGCUAGACAAAACUCUUGACUGCGAUGAUGAGGCUGAUGGGAAAACCUGCAAGUUCAGCUGUCGCAAAUGCCAUUCUGCCGCCACGCCCCUCUCGAGGUGCGAAAAGCUACAGCCCAAAUACGGCUGCUGUUGGGACGGACGUCCGGCGCUAAAAGCCGACAAGAGCGACUGCCCGGUUUGCAGAGACUCAUUCAGCAAUUCUUGCAGUUUGUUCAAAGGAUUAAGCGGCGGAUGCCAGUCGGGCUCGUACGGAAUUCGUUUUUUCAUGACGAAUAAUUGUCCUAAAAGCUGUGGUUUUUGCACCGCUUAACCAGGCGUUAAAAGUGGCAUCGUAGAACACAACAGGGGAAAUCAGACAGGAUCCAAAAAAACCGUUUAUACGACCAACCUAGUUAUAGCAGUAGAAACACGAGUAAAAUCCAAGGCUAUUAGAAUCUGAUAGGCUAACAUCUCACUUCCUAUUUAAAAAAAUCGUUUCAAAUGGCGAAUGGCAGUUCUACGACCAAUCACUACUUAUAGGUAUCUAUUAUUUGGAAGAAAAAAUAUAAUAGGUAGACUAAGUUUAUAAGUUAUUCACGUUUUCUUACAUUCAGUAGAAAUUUGAUUCUUCCCAUUGUAUUUUUAGAUGGCAGAACUGCCGCGUGACAUUUUAGCAUUUGUCAUUUGCAUUACAGCAUUUUUUUAAAUAGGUCUAUAUACCUCUAGUCAAUCUAAUACGUGGGCCGUAAGGGAAGUUAUGGACCCGAACAUGUUUCAGGGCCAUAGCAGGGGAUACGUGCCCCCCCCCCCCCCAAUAUUUUAAAAAAUUAUAAGGAAAUGACCUGUAGGGGUAUGGCUGUGCCCCCCAUUGUUUUCUCGAUGUUUCUGCAUCGUGCCCCCAAAUAAUUCGAGGGCUUCUACGGCUAUGCGUUUUAAUAGCCCAAAUACAAAGCUAAAAAAAGAGAAUGUCGACUAGUGAUUACAACACUUUAUUUAGAAUGGAGUUCGAGAAACCUUGGUUGUAAACAUGGGUUUUUACUGCACCCUCACGAUUUCAAAAGAGACCAAAAAUUUAAUGCUUUCUUGUUGCGAAUAAAUAAACAAAAAUCAGCAAA